Molecule: messenger RNA, 2844 nt
Organism: Syngnathoides biaculeatus (alligator pipefish)
Lineage: Eukaryota; Metazoa; Chordata; Actinopteri; Syngnathiformes; Syngnathidae
Gene: parvaa
Product: parvin, alpha a
Exons: 12
Coding region: 159-1142 (327 amino acids)
Biological process (GO): establishment or maintenance of cell polarity; actin cytoskeleton organization; cilium assembly
Cellular component (GO): cytoplasm; focal adhesion; actin cytoskeleton
Molecular function (GO): actin binding
Source: RefSeq, a predicted model, not a curated record
CGGGGCUUCUCGCUCCGGCCAACAUCUAGAGGAAAAGUGGAAUUCCAUUUCCGUUUUAGGGAGUGGACCGUAUUUUUUUUUUUACUUUAAAUUUUUAAAUCCAGGUCAAGUUCUAAAGUUUGUAUUGGACACCGUCGGAUCGAAUUGUUGCUCCGACAAUGGCUUCCUCUCCUCAGAAGUCUCCGUCCUCUCCUAAAUCCCCGACAACGCCUAAAUCGCCUUCUUCGAGAAAGAAAGACGACUCUUUCCUUGGAAAACUUGGUGGGACUCUGGCGAGGAGGAAGAAAGCGAAAGAAGUCUCUGAGCUUCAGGAAGAGGGGAUUAAUGCCAUCAACCUUCCUCUCAGCCCAUCCCACUAUGAACUUGACCCUGAGGACACCAUGCUAGAGGAGAAUGAGGUGCGUACCAUGGUGGAUCCAAACUCCAAGAAUGACCGCAAGCUCCAGGAACUUAUGAAGGUGUUGAUCGACUGGAUUAAUGACGUUCUUGUUGGGGAGCGAAUCAUUGUGAAGGAUCUUGCUGAAGAUCUCUAUGAUGGACAGGUCCUGCAGAAACUAUUUGAAAAGCUGGAAGGUGAGAAGCUUAAUGUGGCGGAGGUGACACAGUCAGAGAUCGCACAGAAGCAGAAGCUGCAGACUGUUUUAGAACGGAUCAACGACUCACUCAAACUAUCCACGAGGAACAUUCGUUGGAAUGUUGACUCUGUUCAUGCAAAGAGUAUAGUCGCCAUCCUGCACCUGCUGGUCGCACUGUCACAACAUUUCAGAGCACCAAUCAGAUUGCCUGACCAUGUUUCUAUUCAAGUAGUUGUGGUCCAGAAAAGAGAGGGCAUCCUCCAAUCUAGACAAAUUCAAGAAGAAAUUACUGGCAACACAGAGGCUUUUUCUGGAAGGCAUGAACGUGAUGCUUUUGACACACUGUUCGACCACGCUCCAGAUAAACUCAAUGUUGUGAAAAAGACACUGAUCACAUUUGUGAAUAAACACCUGAACAAGCUCAACUUGGAGGUGUCUGAAUUAGAAACGCAGUUUGCAGAUGGUGUUUAUCUGGUUUUGCUGAUGGGUCUGUUAGAAGGGUACUUUGUACCCCUGUACAACUUCUUCCUCACACCUGAAAAUUUUGACCAGAAGAGCAUUCCAUAAAAAGUUCUUCAUCACUGCUGUAUCUCCUCCAGAUCCCACUUUCAGCGUGUAUGAUUGUCUGUACAGGAAGCCAUUUUCUUUACUUCGGUUGUCUUGGUGUGACAUCACACGGCAGCAGGUUUAACAGAGCCUUGGUUUGAAACAGACAUGGGAGGCAUUCAGAUUACAAAGGAAAUCUGCACUUUGGCGCUAAUUUAUUUCAUUUCUGUUGUGUUUAAGAAUUUUUAAAAUGCUUUUGUAAUGAAAAAUUUGCUACAUUUGUGUGAUAUGUAAAUAACAUAUAGGUCCUCUGGAUUAGACCUUAAAGAUUCAUUUUGUCUUGACAUCUGUUGCUAAUUGUUUGUUAAAAGUAGUGCGAUCAAAAAAAAUCCCAUUUUGAAUUAAUCGCAGUAAUGUUAUUGCUGUUUUCACUACAGUACUGUAUUUAGUGAAAAUUAAAUUAAAUGUCGCUAUUGCAUUUGUUGCUGUUAAUAUUAUCACUGUGCAUUGUCUAAGGUUGAUAUUUGUGAAUUUAUUCCAGAAAAAAUGACCAUGGCUUAUGUUUGAAACAGUGGGUUUUCAAUCCUGUUCUUUGUAUUUUCAUGUGAUUUUGUAAAUUCAAUUAUGAGUUGAAAUUACUCAGUGUUGUUUCUUUGUCCGCCGAGAGCUGAAAUGACCUUCCGUGAGUUAUUGCUGUCACAGUUAAAUCUUUUAGCCGUUGAAACUAAGUUUAUCAGCGAUGUGCAGUGAAGUAACUGCAGUGCACUGACCUAUUUAAAAAUCUGCGAUGCACUGAAUCUACAAUAAGUGUGUGUGUUUCUUUCGGCUUGUCCCUUUCGGGUUCGCCACAGCGUGUCAUCUCAGAUGUGAACCGUGAUAUUCCAAGGGGUUACUGUACUAUAUGCACGACUGAAAUGUUGACACACUAAACUGAAAUGCUCUCCCACGCCCAGGCUCCUAAAACACUCACUACUGAGCUCUUCCACCCCUACACUCACUAUUAAAAUACUCUCUCACGUACACGUUUUUUUUUCCUCAUACACUGUACGUUACUAAAAUUCGGAUACCCUACUGAAAAAUACACACACACACUCACAAAUGUAUAUAUCAGUACAGUACAUUAUAGGACUAUUUUAGUAUGAUGUGUGAAAUAAUUUCCGUUGUAUAUGUGACAAGAUUCGAGUUGUGUGUGGAAGACCAAUUUUCCUGUGUACAUACGAGCAUUUCAGUGCUCAAAAGAGAGGAUUUCAGUAGUAUGAAUGAGAGAGGGAGAGGAAUCAUAUCUCAGUUUGUGUCUGAAGGGGAAAACAAUUUUGGUGCUAUGUAUGAAAGGGUUUUAGCUACAGUAUGUUUGUAAUCUGUAUAUGAUGUAUAUCAUCUACUAUCUUGUGUCCCCGAUAGCACCUCAUACAGUUCCAUAACCAUUAUGAGAGUUUACAUUUUAAAACUAGAAAAUAACAAAAAUGUACUAGAUUAAGAAAUUAAUUUGUUUCUUCAGAACAAUGAGGAUAAAUAAUAAUUUUAGGUUAGACAUGUCGUGUUUGCAAACAAGUGCAGCAAUUCACUUGAUCCACUAGACAAUCUGUAUUUUGGGAUUUCGCCACAAACCCCCCAGCCCCCACCCCCUUUGCACGGACCAGAGAAGUGUUUGAUUGUCAUUUACUGUAGUUGCAUGUGGGCAAAGUGUUGAGUGAAUAGCUUGUGUAAUGUCAACACGCAUUUU